UCGCUUCUCUUUCCCGCGUCCGUCCACCGCGCCGAUGCCUUCUGCUCCUCCUCCUCACACUCCACUCGCCGCCCCGACCGCCGCCGUCUCCGUCACCUGCUCCUACCGGGAGGACGAUGACGGCGCCGCCUCGUGGUCGCUCUCCUCCGGCGCGCCCUCCUCCUCGCCGUCGUCGUCGCGGGGGCGCCGCCCGCCGCCGUACCGGCGGCUCCUCCACGACGAGGCGCGGCGCCUCCGCCAGGAGCGCCGCGGCCAGGGCGCCGGCGCCGAAACGCCCUGGUGGGUGCGCCGCAGCGAGGGCCAGAUGGCCCGGUACGUCGAGGACGACCGCGCCGGCCACGUCCACGGCCGCCACGUCGUCGCCGCAGCCCGCGCCGCACGCGCCACCGCGUCCCGCCCACCCGCCGGUGGGUCCACCAUGCGGGAGGCCAUGGCCUCCUUCGUCGCCAAGCUCACCUUCCGCGAGAUGUGCGUCGUCCUCCGCGAGCAGCGCGGGUGGCGCCAGGCCCACGAUUUCUUCUCGUGGAUGAAGCUCCAGCUGUGCUACGAGCCCAGCGUGGUCGCCUACACCAUCCUCCUCAAGGCGUAUGGCAACGCCGGCAAGAUCGAGCUCGCCGAGGAGGCGUUCCUGGAGAUGCUCGAGGCCGGCGUGGAGCCGGACGCGGUGGCGUGCGGCACCCUGCUGUGCGCGUACGCGCGCCAGGGAAGGCACGGCGACAUGAUGCUCUUCUACGCCGCGACGCACAGGCGCGGCGUGGCGCCGCCCGUCUCCGCCUUCAACUUCAUGCUCUCCUCCCUGCAGAAGCACAGGCUCCACGGCAAGGUGAUCCACCUCUGGAAACACAUGAUGGAAAUGGAAGAAGCCAACAAUGUGGUGCCAAAUCACUUCACAUACACAGUUGUGAUCGGUUCAUUUGUCAAGGAGGGUCUCCUGGAGGAGGCCAUGGAUGUCAUGGGGAAGAUGAGGGCCUCCCGACUCGUCCCGGAGGAGGCGACGUACAGUUGCCUGAUCAGCUUGAGUUCCAGGCAUGGCAGAGGGGAGCAGGUUGUGAUGCUCUAUGAGGAGAUGAGGGCUCAUGGCAUUGUCCCCAGCAACUACACCUGUGCAUCCCUCCUGGCAUUCUAUGACAAGAGUGAGGACUACUCGAAGGCGUUCUCGCUCUUCUCGGAGAUGGAGCGAAGCAGGGUUGUCAUUGAUGAGGUCAUCUAUGGGAUCCUCAUUAGGAUCUAUGGUAAGAUCGGGCUCUACGACGAUGCGCAGCGCACUUUCGAGGAAAUCGACAGUGCGGGUCUUCUGAGUGAUGAACAGACUUAUGUGGCAAUGGCUCAAGUUCACAUGAAUGCUCGCAGCUAUGAUAAGGCAUUGCAGGUUUUGGGUUUGAUGAGGUCGAGGAAUGUGAAGCCUUCAUCGUUCUCUUACGGCGCUCUUCUUCGAUGCCAUGUCGCGAGGGAAGACCUAGCUGCAGCUGAAGAUGUCUUCAGAGCUCUGUGCAAAUAUGGCCUCCCUGAUGUGUUCUGCUGCAAUGACCUACUGAGAUUAUAUGUCAAGCUGGGCCAACUAGAGAAGGCAAGUGCAUUCAUUCUGAAGAUGAGAAAAGAAAAUAUCCAGCUUGAUGAGGCCCUCUGCAUGACUGUAAUGGAAGUUUGCUGCAAAAGUGGGAUGAUCGCCGAUGCGGAUAAGAUAUUGAAAGAGAUGAACAAUGGUGGAGUGACCAUGAAGAGUUCAACAAUGGUUUCUAUGAUAGAGAUGUAUGCUAAAAACAGAACCAGUGUAAUGCAGGAACAAGAUAGUUCGUCGAAGGCACUGGCCUAUCGGACCGACGGUUCGGCACUGAACGCGACGUUGAAGUCAUUGUUGGACACACCUGGGGGUUCGUCCAUCGCAUGCCAAUUGAUCAGAAAAUUGGCUAGGGAAGGGAGGACAUGUGAGGCGAAAUUCCUUCAUGAACAGCUGAUUCAGUUGGGAGUCAAGCCUGAAGAUUCUGCAACAGCUACUCUCAUUGUCCAAUAUGGCCAGGAACAGAAGUUACAUCAAGCAGAGGAACUGUUUGAGUCGGCAUCGACACCAUUUCCAAUAGGAGGGCCUGUCUACAAUGCCAUGGUCGAUGCAUUAUGCAAGUGCGGCAAUAUCGAGGAGACGUAUCAUCUCUUUAUGAAAAUGGCUGAUCAAGGCCAUAGCAGAGAUGUUGUGACAAUUAGCAUACUUGUCACUCACCUGACCAAACGUGGAAAGUUUCAGGAGGUGGAGAACAUCAUACAUGGCUGCUUCCACGGUGAAGUUGAGCUUGAUACUGUUGCCUAUAAUACAUUUAUCAAGUCGAUGCUCGAGUCAGGCAAACUAUACUCAGCUGUCAACAUAUAUGAUCGCAUGAUAUCCACUGGGGUUCCUCGGUCCUUGCAGACUUUCAAUAUAAUGAUAAGUGUUUAUGGCCUAGGAGGAAAGCUGGACAAGGCUGCUGAAAUGUUUGCUGCUGCACAAGAGCUAGGCUUACUGAUCGACGAGAAGAUAUACACCAACAUGCUUAACUUCUAUGGAAAGGCUGGGAGGCAUCAGGAGGCGUCUUCACUAUUCGAUAGAAUGAAGGAAGUUGGUAUCAUGCCUGGAAAGAUCAGUUUCAACUCCAUGAUCAAUGCCUAUGCCACUUCCAGGCUGCAUGAUGAAGCAGAGAUUGUUUUCCAGGAGAUGCAAUCACACAGUCAAGUUCCCGACUCGACGACAUACCUUGCAUUGAUCAGAUCAUACUCAGAAAGUAGAUGCUGCUCCAAAGCUGAGAAAGCCAUCCAGAUGAUGUUGAGCAGCGGCAUAACCCCUUCAUGCCCUCAUUUUAGCCACCUCAUUUUUGCCUUUCUGAAGGCAGACCAGAUUGAUGAAGCACAGAGGAUCUGCAGCCAGAUGCAGGAGAUUGGUGUGGCUGUUGAUUUAGCAUGUUGCCGGGCAAUGAUGAGGGCGUACCUUGAGCACGGUCGCGUCGACGAGGGCAUAUCGCUCUUCGAGACAACAUGCGGGUCAUUGAAACCUGACAGCUUCAUCCUGAGCGCUGCAUUUCAUCUCUAUGAGCAUUCAGGCAGCGAGCCUGAAGCUGGGGAUGUGCUGGAAGCCAUCGGUCUACAUGGUGCCUCUUUUUUGAGAAAUCUAAAGGUUGGAUCAAAGUUGGAACCAACUUAAUAACGACCAUAUCAUGUGCCCAUCAAGAUAGCAACCAUCACAGGUAUCUUCCUUUUGCUUUUGCAUGUAUGUUCCCAUCAAGAUAGCAACCAUCACAGGUAUCUUCCUUUUGCAUGUAUGUUCUUCCACAAAUUUAUUUCCUACUGAUUUGUGUUACUACAUCCAGAUGAGCCCGUUGUUGUGUAUGUUGUUCUAGAUGAUCUUGUACUAGUUCAUAUGUACAUUAGGACACGUUUUGUACCAAGAUGUUGUAAAAUGUACAUUUCAGAAAAAUGUUUCCAAAACAGUGUAUGUUAUGAUAUAUAACUUCUCCAAAAUGUAUAACUUAAUGUUGUACUGAUCUGUUUGAUCAACUUUUUUCUCGAAUAUGCACGAGUGUGCAUAUCAUAUAUUAAAGAAGAAAGGCAAAGUAUGCCUCCACAGUUACAUUA
This is a messenger RNA of Triticum aestivum (bread wheat), 3597 nucleotides long. RefSeq names its product pentatricopeptide repeat-containing protein At5g27270. The transcript has 8 exons. The coding region runs from base 35 to 3166 and encodes 1043 amino acids. Gene Ontology annotation, molecular function: protein binding. Lineage: Eukaryota; Viridiplantae; Streptophyta; Magnoliopsida; Poales; Poaceae. The record is from RefSeq and is a predicted model, not a curated record.